Molecule: messenger RNA, 1974 nt
Organism: Nerophis lumbriciformis (worm pipefish)
Lineage: Eukaryota; Metazoa; Chordata; Actinopteri; Syngnathiformes; Syngnathidae
Source: RefSeq, a predicted model, not a curated record
AUGGAUGAAAGGGGUGCAGUUUUAAGUGCCGGGGUGGUGUCCAACUGCGUGGCCCAGCUCGGGUGCUUCGGAACUGGACUUCACCACCCAUACUUCCAUUUGGCACUCCCUGGGCGCAAACUUGGUGACAUAUCUAUUUUGUGUAAGUAUGUUCACCUGCAAAAGCUGGAGCUGUCCAACAACAGAAUUACAGAUCUAUCUUGCGUCAGCCACAUGCCCUUCCUCGUCAUCCUGGAUGUGUCUUACAACGAAAUCUCGCAAUUCUUUGGCUUCGAGGCCCCCAAGAACUUGAAGGAGGUCAACCUCUCCCACAACUAUUUGACACAAAUGAAGGACAUGUCGGCCUACGAGGCGCUCGUCAGUCUCGAUCUGGACCAUAACCAACUGACGCAGAUCCACGGACUGGAGAAGUGCUGUAAACUGACCCGUCUCAGCGUGGCGCACAAUAGAAUCGCCAACAUCACCGGUCUGGAACGCGUACCGCUUACAUACCUCAACCUGAGGGGGAACCUGCUGACAAGCACAGAAGGUCUGGAGAACCUGAGGAGGCUGCAGGUUCUCGAUCUGUGUCUGAACCAGAUCAGCAGUCUUUCUGGCCUCAACAACCUCCACCUGCUGGGCUCUAUCAACCUGGAAAAAAAUCAGGUUUCUGAGAUCGAGGAGUGUAAACACAUUCAUCAUCUUCUCCUGCUGAGGGAUUUGAAUCUCUUUGGCAACCCCGUACAGAAGCAGCCAGAAUAUAGGCUGUCGGUGGUCUUCCUCCUUCAGCAUCUGACCAUGUUGGACCAAGAGCAAGUCACUGUUGAAGAGAAGGUGUUUUCAAUCAACAAGUAUGACCCCCCAAUGGAAGUGGUGGCAGCCAGAGAUCAUAUGACCCAGCUGAUGUAUCAUCUAAUGCAGCCUCAGCUUCUCUAUGACACAACUCUUCCCAGUAACGACGCUCCAUAUCCGAUGCUGGUUCUAACCGGUCCGCAAGGCUGCGGGAAAAGGCAGAUGGCCUACCGCCUGUGUAAGGAGUUUGACGAAUACUUCGCGUAUGGGAUCAGCCACACCACCAGGGAGCCCUACAUGGGCGAGAAGAACUGUAGCGACUACCAUUUUGUCAGCAAGGAAGAGUUUGAGUGUCUUGAACAGCGGGGUGUUUUUGUGCAGACUGUCACUCAUGGUGGGCACAGGUACGGUCUGAGCAGAGAUGCUAUCGAAGAUGUCGCGCGGGAAGGAUUGGCGUGCUGCGUGCAAAUGGAGCUGGAGGGCGUGCUGAGUCUCAAAAAGAGCAUCUUCGAACCUCGCUAUAUCCUGAUCGUCCCCACCAUGGCUGAUAACUACAGGGCCGCUUUGAGGACUCGCAACCGCUACACGGACGCCCAAAUGGAUGCAGUGGUGUCUCGCAUUGAGCUGUACACCAACUUCAACAGAAGGAGGCCCAACUUCUUCGACAACGUCAUCCGCUGCGAUUACUGGGACAAAGCCUACCAGGUGCUGCAGCGGGUAGUGAGGAACUACCUGUUGCUCGACAAACGGGAAGAAUGUAAGAUCCUCUCUGGUGAAAGUGAGCUUCCCGCAAAGCAGCGAAGGUCAGACUCAUCCGCAACCUCCCUCCCGGCCGCAGUCCUUGACCCACCACAGCCACUCUACAGAAACUAUUCCAACAAAACCCUGCAACAGCUCUUCCCCCACAAGACUCCAACAGAGCUAGUGUCCAUCUGCAGGCAGGAGCAGCCAGUGAGAGAGGCAGUAAUGGGGAGGAGUCCAGGGGUCUACAGUUGGCUCAUCAGAAGCUCAGAUGAAUCUCAGGGCCACUCUGCGGAUACGAUCAAAGGUGACAAGCUGCCGGACCAACUGGGAGUCGGACGUCCCAGAUCCGGCAUCAAACCAGUUCUGCCGCCGAUCCCGCCCGGACGAAAGACCCCGCAAGCCAACAGCCCACUGCCGUCGCCCAGACGUGGCCGCGUCCAGGCAGUCACGCAAAGAUAG